Phanerochaete carnosa HHB-10118-sp is the source of this 1185-nucleotide messenger RNA. RefSeq lists its product as uncharacterized. The transcript has 2 exons. The coding region runs from base 143 to 1054 and encodes 303 amino acids. NCBI's taxonomy places the organism in Eukaryota, Fungi, Basidiomycota, Agaricomycetes, Polyporales, Phanerochaetaceae. The record is from RefSeq and is a predicted model, not a curated record.
GUCGUCCAAGCGUGGAAGAAAGAGAAAUGACAACCUCCCGCCGAAUCGUGCGAGGGAUGUACAGAGAGCAUUCAGGGCACGUCGUGCAGCUCAUUUGGAGGCCUUGGAGAACCGAGUAACAGAACUCGAAGAAGAGAACAAUAUGUUGCGCGCUGCGCUCAGCCUGCCUCCCGCAAAUCGUCCCCCGCUAGGCAAAGGUCCUACUGGAAAGGACAAGCCAAGACCUUACACGCCGCGCUCACAGCCGCCCACUAUCGUCACUGCCGAUUCGGUCGCUUCCACCUCUGCCCUGAGCACGAACGGACUUCCACCGCUUUCUGCCCUCCCCGCGAGUCGCACCGAGUCCCCCGAGUCCACGUCGACGCGGACACAUUCCAUGUCCCCAUCUUCGCUUGGAGCUUCGCUGAACGCAGCGGCACCGCCGCCCCCGCCUGUCGUAUCCGUCGACUCGACUUCGUGGGAUGAUGGGCUUUUUGGGACGAGUAGGGGGGAGCGCCCCGAGAUGGGCCAGCCCUCGCCGGUGACGACGAGUUACCCCGCUACCCCUCUAUCCGCCACCGGUUCACAGUCGUACCAAUUCCCCAACAACGCUACACGAAUACAACCUCUGCACCAACAGUAUUCGAUGCAGCCCAGUGCCCAAAAUUUCUCCCAUACACAGGACCGACCUCUAGCGGAUGCGUUCACCGAAGCUAAUUCCCUAUACGACCGGCGGUUUCCAUAUUCCUUCCAACCUACUUCAGAUAACUCCCUCCACGCACAAUCUCCGACACAGUCAGUCUCCAUGACCCCGCAGCGCGGGACUCCCUCCCAACAGCAGGUACAGCCGCCGGUAAACUACGCCCACAAACGAUCAAUCACCGAACCUAACGCGUUACGUUCGCUCCUGCUCAAUCAAGUUCCCCCGUCAUUGUCACAUCUGCAGCAGCAGCAUAAUUCACAGCAAGCGCGGGGCCCUUCACCCACCAGCCUGUCGGACGGGAUCCCGAUGCUACGCGCUGCGGACUUUGACAUGGACCUUAGAGGAGGCAGGAUGCCCUCUCUGCCUUCGUAAUCUCUCUUAUCCUUUGCUCCGUAUAAUAGUUUUCACGGACUUGCUCUCGUUCCGUCGUACACGAACAACCCUGUAUCGUUACUACCAAGUUGAUAAAGCUUUCGAGUCCACGUUGCAAUCAUCAAUAUCUG